GCCAGCUCAGUACUUUCAUUUGGCUACCGAACAUUCAGGAUCAAUGAGCCACUGUGCCACUGUUGCCGUAUCACUCUCGGCUGAAGCUCGCGCAUCAUGCGCCUCGGCUGCCCUUGACCAAAAAGCCCUAGAGCCGAAGGUCUUCUCAUGGCGGAACCCGCAAGCCAACAUUUUGGUCAGCUAAGUGAGUUGCACACCAGGUACGGCAUCAAUGAGCCUUUGCCAAGUUAUUUCAAGCUUCGUGGCAUCGAAGAGUUCGAGGCUUGGAUCGCCGGGAUCUACGAGGACGACGUACGAGAAGAUCUGCAGAAGGUGAGUGCUGUGCUAAACUCUAGAGAUUGCGCUCAUGUUUCUUCCAUCAUCAAAAACAACCUGGAGGUUUUGAGAGAUCUACUUCAGCGGCGUUUGGCCGCCCUGACGUCUUUGCAAGCUGAAACCCAAGAGGCCACCGAAGUCCUUCACCUUUUGCUCCGAGAACUUUGGGCUCGGAUCACAGGUGGCAGCUCCACACUGUCUGAACAAGACACAUCAAGGUUACGAUAUUUGUGCGGGUUGCUGCGAACCGCAAUUGAUCAGUGGGACCAACGUAAGAGUGUGAGAGGGUGGUGUACUCAGUUUUGCGCGCAAAUAUGGGCAUUGCGGCAGAGUCGUGGUCAAGGUCCUCCUGGUCCUGUGGACUACGAAGUGGCCUUUGGGGACUUGAGAGAUCUCCUGUCACAAGCGCAAUGGCAAGUGUGUGUGCCACGACUGGCGCUGAUGGACGCGUUGCAGGAGCCUUUCAUGCCGCUGGGUUUGACAGAGGGUGAAGCGCAACGGUUUCGCCACCAACUUGGUCAGCUACACAAGCGGUAUCAGAUCUUCGGGGACAAUGGGACGCUGAGAGUGUUGCAGCUCCGAGGGUUCGAGGCUUGGAUCGCCAGGAUCUCCGAGAGCAUGGUGCGAGAGGACCUGGACAAGGUCAACGACGUGCUGCACCUGAAUUCCAAGGCAAAUUUCUUGCUUUAUGGCGUUCAGAAAUGCAUUUUGGAGGCUCUGGGAGCAGACCUUCAGCAACUUUCCACGGCUUUAGAGUCAUUGAAGAACACCAAUAUCCCAGAGGCCACCGAAGUCCUUCGCCUUUUGCUCCGAGAACUUCGGGCUCGGAUCACAGGUGGCAGCUCCACGCUGUCUGAACAAGACACAUCAAAGUUGCAGCAGUUGUGCACGUUGACGCAACAUGCCAUGGUAGGUUGGAACCAGGUGAAGAAGCCAGGGCAGGAAGUCAAGUGGUGCGAACUCUUUUGUGGCCAAAUGUGGGCAUCGCUUCCUCCUGGUUUGGGGGAAAUAGCGGCUGUUGUGGACUUCAGACAUGUUGAAGGACAAGCGCAAGCCCUUUUGGCCUCACGGCGCUUGAAAGAAGAAAUGAUGCAAUUGCUGAAGGACAGCUUGCAGACGAAAGAAGAGUUGCCGAAGCCGAGUUCACAAAAUGACCACUGGAGAUGUCAGGUGAUAGAGAUUCGCGAGAGAUUGAAGAAGGUAGAGUACGAAUCUUCAGCCUCAAAAAAGUUUUGUGAAAGACGGGAGAGUGAUAUGAUGGAGGAGCACACGCUUCCAAUGAUGCAUUUCAAGGAGAAACUCGUGGAGUCUGACAAGAAGGUUAAGAUGUUGGAGAGGGAAUUGAAGAAACUGAGGGAUGAAGUGCAGGGGUUCAGAUUGAAAAAUGAAACAUGCAGCAUGAAAGCAGCGGCUGAGAAGCUGGAGUUGCAGAGAGAACUGCUGAAUGUAAGGAAGGAUCUACACGAGAUGAACUUGAAGUAUGGUCGCUUGACCACCAAUGGCAACUUGAAGAUGAAGGAGGACGUGGAUGACUUCAAGUCAACGAGGCAUAGUGCCAAGGAUGGAUGGCAGGAAAGUGACCAAUCCUGCCCCUGCCAGGCAGAUUUGAACGAUGGCUCAGGAUCUUGGUUCCUGAUCCAGGAAGAGAGUGAGAUCAGCAGUGCCAUCAGUGCAACUUCCUGCUUCUCUGUAGGCACCGGGGGCCCCUUCUGCUUUAUGCCGGACGCGCUCUUCAAGACGCCCAGCGGCCAAUUUCUGAGUGGGGCUGAUUUGUACAAAGGGUCUCAGAUCCUUGCAGCUGACUGGACCACCGUUUUGCAGGUUGCACUCCCACCAGAGAAGCAAGCUGCACGCGCCACUCUGCUCCUCCAUGCCCAGGAGGCCAAGCUACAGGUAACACCGGACCAUCGUGUGGUCUUGGGCAAUGGUCAUUUAGUCGCAGCAGCAGAGCUGAAAGUUGGCGACGAGGUCAUGGUUGGCGAACAAGUCCCCACAAAGCUGACCUCCAUAGAGUUUGUGCCGGGACCUGAGACUGUGUUGAAGAUUGCCUUCCAACCAGACAUGCCAGUGGCCGUCUUUAGCCCGCCAGCGUGCAUCCACAGCCACGGCCACAAGCUCCAGGAGAUUCGUCGCGCAGGGAAGCAUUGCCGCCGCAAGGGCAGGAAGAUGACAGUGCAAGCAGACUCCUGGAGCAUUCCCGACACCGCUCCAGGGUACUAUUCGGAUUGAUGCGUUCCAGUAGCGGCGUCACAGUUCUUUUUGGUACCCGGUGAUCGGUUGCAAGAUGUUGCAGCGGCCUGUAU
Messenger RNA from Durusdinium trenchii, 2618 nucleotides. The record is from the annotation of a GenBank genome assembly. NCBI's taxonomy places the organism in Eukaryota, Dinophyceae, Suessiales, Symbiodiniaceae.